AUGGUGUGGGUCUACAGCAUCCUCACCGCGGCUCUGCCACUCUUUGGUUUUGGAAGUUACGUCUACAGCGAGACAAAGUUCCUCUGCGUUCCCAGCUUCAAACCAUCCUGUAUUGCCUUCAACAUGCUCUUCAUGGUGGUGGGAAUCAUCAUUCCCAUUGUACUGAUGUGCUCCAUGUAUGGAUAUAUAGUGUAUAUAGCUAGGAACCAGGUGCGACGAGGGACGUUUGUUUGCAACGAAGACCAUUGUUUCUACGUGCCAGCCAAUAAUUACUUCAAAAGCUCCAUAGUAAUGGUGACUACCAUAGUGUGCCUGCUCAUUUGCUGGCUGCCAUACAUCGUUAUCUGCUUCUAUGAGACAUUGACGGGAAAAGAGAGCCCGCAGCCUGCCUCGGCUGUUGCCACGUGGCUUGUACUCUUCACUUCAGCUCUAAACCCAUGGAUCAACUCCAUGACUCAAACGAGGUACAGAGCAGCGCUGCGCAAAAGCCUGAAUAAAAUCCAGCAGAUGUUUGAGUAUCCUCGUAAAAACUCCCUCUUGAGUAAUGAUUGCACGACCAUACAGCCACGCCGCGAGAGCAACAGCUUCUCCUCACCAGCCCCCAGAGUACCUCCGGCACUACAAACAAACAACGAACCCCAACAGGAACUCACACUAGUUUGA
Molecule: messenger RNA, 663 nt
Organism: Sinocyclocheilus anshuiensis
Lineage: Eukaryota; Metazoa; Chordata; Actinopteri; Cypriniformes; Cyprinidae
Product: melanopsin-like
Exons: 4
Coding region: 1-663 (220 amino acids)
Biological process (GO): G protein-coupled receptor signaling pathway
Cellular component (GO): membrane
Molecular function (GO): G protein-coupled receptor activity
Source: RefSeq, a predicted model, not a curated record